GUGACGGCCGCGGGCGGAGCUUCGUUCCGCGCAUGCGCAGUACGAGGGAGGAGGCGAGAAGUGGAGGAUGCAGAAGUACGAGAAGCUGGAGAAGAUCGGAGAGGGGACGUACGGCACGGUGUUUAAGGCGAAGAACCGGGAGACUCAUGAGAUUGUGGCCCUGAAGAGAGUGCGCCUGGAUGAUGAUGACGAGGGGGUCCCGAGUUCUGCCCUCCGUGAGAUCUGCCUACUGAAAGAGCUGAAACACAAGAACAUCGUCAGGUUACAUGACGUCCUUCAUAGUGAUAAGAAGCUGACGCUGGUCUUCGAGUUCUGCGAUCAGGACCUGAAGAAGUACUUUGACAGCUGCAAUGGGGACCUGGACCCGGAAAUUGUAAAGUCCUUCAUGUAUCAGCUGCUGAAGGGUCUGGCCUUCUGUCACAGCCGGAAUGUCCUUCACCGAGACCUGAAACCACAGAAUCUGCUCAUCAACAGGAACGGGGAGCUGAAACUUGCAGACUUCGGCCUGGCGAGGGCGUUCGGUAUUCCGGUUCGCUGUUACUCUGCGGAGGUGGUGACACUGUGGUAUCGCCCUCCUGACGUGUUGUUUGGUGCCAAACUUUACUCUACCUCUAUAGACAUGUGGUCAGCCGGCUGUAUCUUUGCAGAGUUGGCGAAUGCCGGGAGGCCGCUCUUCCCCGGGAACGAUGUAGACGAUCAACUGAAGAGGAUCUUCCGAUUACUGGGAACUCCGACUGAAGAGCAGUGGCUGGCCAUGACUAAGCUUCCGGAUUAUAAACCGUACCCCAUGUAUCCGGCUACCACCUCUCUAGUCAACGUUGUGCCCAAACUCAACGCUACCGGUCGGGAUCUACUGCAGAACCUGUUGAAGUGUAAUCCGGUCCAGAGGAUUUCGGCAGAUGAAGCUCUUCAGCAUCCUUACUUCGCCGACUUCUGUCCGCCGUAGCCGACAGGAUCACCCCCCCCCAAUCUUUACACUUCCGCCCCCUCCCCC
Molecule: messenger RNA, 994 nt
Organism: Rana temporaria (common frog)
Lineage: Eukaryota; Metazoa; Chordata; Amphibia; Anura; Ranidae
Gene: CDK5
Product: cyclin dependent kinase 5
Exons: 12
Coding region: 68-946 (292 amino acids)
Biological process (GO): axonogenesis; protein phosphorylation; synaptic vesicle transport
Cellular component (GO): cytoplasm; nucleus
Molecular function (GO): cyclin-dependent protein serine/threonine kinase activity; ATP binding
Source: RefSeq, a predicted model, not a curated record